AUGGCUCAUGUGCUCUGCUGCAUUUCUCCACAGGAGGUCGGCCCAACCAUGGUGGGAGAUGAACAUUCGGAUCCCAGCCUGAUGAACUACCUGGGGGCCACCAAGAGAAGCAUGCUGGGUAAUCACUUCUGGGAGUACUAUGUGAAUGAUGCGCCCCGCAUAGUCCUGGACAAGCUGGAGAACCGUGGCUACCGUGUGGUCAGCAUGACAGGUGUGGGCCAGACCUUGGUGUGGUGCCUGCACAAGGAAUAGCAAGGAAGACUUCUGCAUUCCGCCCGGACAGACUGUGGUGCUGUGGAUCAUCUCUCACCGAACUGA
Molecule: messenger RNA, 318 nt
Organism: Tinamus guttatus (white-throated tinamou)
Lineage: Eukaryota; Metazoa; Chordata; Aves; Tinamiformes; Tinamidae
Source: RefSeq, a predicted model, not a curated record